AUGCCAGCGGCAUGCUCAGAUGUUUCACUAGCCAGGCGAAGAGUUGCAUCCGGCGGUGUCCUCUUAGCUAUUGAUAAAGUGUGGAAUGGAUAUAUUCAGACCAUUACUGACCGAUCGGGGACAAGUAUGCUUGGUGCUGUUGAUGAUCGACUAUUUUCCCAAGGAAUAGCCUUUGAUAACGGCCUACCGUUUAUCGGGUUUAAGGUCACUAAAUUUCUCGUGGACUUAAAUAUCAAGCGCAUCACCUCAUCCCCCUAUUACCCUAGUGCUAAUAGUCAGGCGGAGUCAACCAACAAAACUAUUAUCCAAAAUUUGAAGAUGAAAUUGGAAGACGCCAAAUGCGUAUGGCCGUCUAAAUUGCUUGAGGUACUUUGGGCCUACAGAACCACGGCAAAAUAUAGUACGAAGAAAACUCCUUUCUCCCUCGUAUAUGGGGUAGAGGUGUUAAUUCCGGUUAAAUUUGGUAUCCCAAGUUCAAGGUAUAUUCGAGCUAAAGAACAAUCCAAUAGUGAUGCAAUGUUGGUCAAACUAGAUUUACUUGAGGAACACAUAGAUCUGACAUACAUCCAGAUGAUGGCUCUAAAGCAGCGGAUGGAACGUUAUUACAAUCGUCAUACUAACCUCCUACACUUUAAACUCGGGGAAUUGGUACACCACAAAGUGACACACAAUACUAAAGAUGCUAGUGCUGGAAAGCUUGGGUCGAAUUGGGAAUGCCCUUAUAAAGUUACCGGUGUAGCCGGUAAAGGGUCAUAUCAACUGAAAGAAGAAGAUGGAAAUAAACUACCAAGAAAUUGGAUCCUUAGCUAA
Lycium barbarum (goji berry) is the source of this 810-nucleotide messenger RNA. RefSeq lists its product as uncharacterized. Gene Ontology annotation, biological process: DNA integration. Gene Ontology annotation, molecular function: nucleic acid binding. The transcript is spliced from 2 exons. NCBI's taxonomy places the organism in Eukaryota, Viridiplantae, Streptophyta, Magnoliopsida, Solanales, Solanaceae. Bases 1 to 810 code for a protein of 269 amino acids. The record is from RefSeq and is a predicted model, not a curated record.